CUUCCAAACAGUAUUCUAUGAGUGCAGUAAUUUUGGACAGCGUUUAAAUCUUCUAAACAUCAUAAUUCUCAGUGAUAUUAUAAUAUCCACGGAUUAAUCUACGGUAAGCAUCAUCCGUUCGGGAAAGACAGUAUUUGCGCAGUAUGCUGCGAUGGAAUAUAGUAAUGAGACGGAAGGGGAUUGCUGGGAUUUCCAUAAAUUUGACUUGUGGUAGAUAACUUGGAUUUGGAAUCGCGCGUCUUCUGCUCUGUUUGUGACCUAAGGUAUAAUUUUAGGAUUUAAAACGGAUUAUUUCUGUUCAAGUGGAUUUUUAUGACGAUACUUUUUUUUUGAGGGGAAUUAAAAGAUAUGGUCAGUGCAGUGGUCAGUCAGGAGAGAUUGAAGAUUUCCCGCGCCUGCUCUGCGGUGGAGGACUACAGGCGGCCGCUCGUGGAAGAACCGAACCAUCUGAAGAGAGCGCUUGCCAUGCCGUUUCGGGUCUCGAGCGGUAGAAAGCUGUAAAACCUGUGUCCAGGAGUUGACUGAGACGCGGUGAUGGGCUUUGCCAUGAGGCACCGCUGGUUCAUGGUGCCACUGCUAAUGCAGGCAUGGCUGUCUGCCACCCCUUGCUUUGGUGAGCGUCCUUGCCCUCGGAGCUGUCGUUGCGAUGGCAAAAUUGUAUACUGUGAGUCUAGUGCAUUCCGUGAUGUUCCCAAGAACCUCUCAGGCGGCUGUCAAGGCCUGUCCCUGCGGUAUAACAGCUUAGCAAGCCUGAAGGCUGGCCAAUUUGUUGGCCUCAACCAGCUCAUUUGGCUGUACCUCGACCACAACUACAUUGCUAAUGUGGAUGCACGUGCUUUUCAAGGGAUACGGAGGCUCAAAGAGCUAAUAUUGAGCUCCAACAAGAUUACACUGCUGCAUAACACCACAUUUCACCUGGUACCAAACUUGAGGAACCUGGACCUUUCUUAUAACAAGCUACAAGCUCUACAACCAGGGCAGUUCCAGGGACUGCGCAAGCUACUCAGCUUGCACAUGCGCUCCAACUCCCUUAAGAAUCUUCCCUCUCGCCUUUUUCAAGACUGCCGUAAUCUUGAAUUCCUUGACCUUGGCUACAACCGUCUGCGCAGCAUCACUCGCAAUUCAAUGUCUGGCCUGAUGAAGCUAACUGAGCUGCAUAUAGAGCAUAACCAGUUCUCCAAAAUCAACUUUUUCAACUUUCCACGCUUCUAUAACUUACGUGCUCUUUACCUACAGUGGAACCGCAUUAGGACCAUGAGUGAAGGCCUUACGUGGACCUGGACAUCAUUGCAGAAGCUAGACCUUUCAGGAAAUGACCUGCAGGAGAUAGAUGCAGAAGUGUACCGGGCCAUGCCAAAUCUGCAGACGCUUAAUCUUGAUUCAAACAAGCUUGUCAAUGUGUCUCGAGAAGCUGUGGAUGCCUGGACCUCUCUGACUGCAAUUAGUCUGGCAGGAAACAUGUGGGACUGUGGACCAGUUGUGUGUCCACUAAUGGCCUGGCUGAGAACCUUCCGUGGAAACAAAGAAAUUAAUAUGAUUUGUGCAUCACCCAAAGAAGUUCAAGGGGAGAAGGUUAUGGAUGCAGUUGACGCCAAUGGAGUUUGCAGGGUUGCCUCUGCUACGCCAUCAACCGUAAUUGUUCCCUCUACCUCUUUUGUCACCUUUACCCAGACCCCUGCCAGCUCUUUCAUCCCAACUAUCAAAUCUGGAGACAGCAGAAGGGGCCAGGGGACGUCCUUGGAAGGCACCACCUCUUCAGCACCUUCUCAGCCCGCUGUCCCACCACCUGAGCAAGACUUUGAACCGGUGUCAUUCCACAAGAUUGUGGCAGGAAGUGUUGCCCUCUUCCUAUCAGUUGCCAUGAUCCUCCUGGUAAUUUAUGUCUCAUGGAAGCGCUAUCCAAGCAGUGUUAAGCAGCUACAAGAAAACUCGGCUGCUGCUCGCAAACGUCGGAAAAAAUCACGGGAGACAGAGCACACACUCAGCACACCAUUGCAGGAGUACUAUGUGGACUACAAGCCUAAUAACACAGAGGGUACGGAUGUGCUGGUCAAUGGUACUGGACCAUGCACCUACACCAUCUCUGGCUCCAGAGAAUGUGAGGUCCCUCACCAGAUGAGCACUCUGACCUUCUACAGGUACGAGCAGCCUAUAGUGGACUACUGCCAGGCCCAUCAACCCCUGCGGCUCAACAUGAGCUAUGAGGGUCCGCCGCAAAGCCUGGAGGGGCUGGAGGAGCUUCCCCCCCGCGAGAGGAGCACCAUCCAGACAGUGGCCCUUCCGGCAGUGCCCACCAUCAACACGGGCACCGCGGGACCUUGCUCCCCACCCAGCCAGAGAGCGCCCGUGGAGGGGCCCAGCAUCCCUUACCCCACCACAGAACGCUCCAUAAACUAUCCAACAACAGAACGUUCCACCAGCACCCUCACUUUUAGACGCUAACGGCCCCCGCUCGCAAAGCAAGUCAUGAUGGGUAAUUUCAAAAGAGGCUGUGCCUGGGCGGUGAUCCACAUUCUGCCGGCAUUAACGCAGCAGUGCAUCCGAAAACUGUGCAUACUGCUGCGCGCUAACUGUUUCUCUCGAAUAUAGAGAAGUGAAAAACAUUCCCACGACAUCGCUGGAGGACACAAGUAU
Molecule: messenger RNA, 2634 nt
Organism: Sinocyclocheilus anshuiensis
Lineage: Eukaryota; Metazoa; Chordata; Actinopteri; Cypriniformes; Cyprinidae
Product: leucine-rich repeat transmembrane neuronal protein 4-like
Exons: 3
Coding region: 535-2442 (635 amino acids)
Molecular function (GO): protein binding
Source: RefSeq, a predicted model, not a curated record